AUGCAGAACAUGACGAGACGCUUUGGUCGCAUGACGACGAAGUCGUCUGCAGAUGACAGUCAAAUUGCUGUGCUUUUAAAAGACUUCGACGAUGCAGAUAUGCUCCUAGGCAAGAUCGUGGAAUCUACCCAAUCCUGGCGUGAUGCUUGGAUCUCUAUCGCAACUUACCAGAGUCGCCUUAUUGAUGAAUUCGACGGCCUCUACGGUCCUAUCAUUGGUUCCUCAGAAACCCCGUCCAACCACAACGCCGUGGAUACCGACCCCGUCAGAUUAGCUCGGACAAACCGACUGCGCAAGGAAUAUGAUGAACUACGUAACGACCUCAUAGAGGAACUCGGUGCUGUCGAUACUCGCAUGACCAAGCCGGCUUCGCAGGCAAAGGAAUCCCUUGCGCCGAUGAAAAAGACGAUCAAAAAGCGAAACGACAAGAAGACCGACUUUGAAAUCUCCCAAGGACGUGUUGAUAGCCUCAUGAAAAAGCCAAAGCGCACCGACCGCGACAAUGCGAACCUGGCCAAAGCGGAGGCAGAACUUGCCGAUACGAAAGAGGCUUACCAAGCUGCCGACGAGGACCUACGACAGCGACUCCCAACAUUAAUCGCUCUCAUAUUCUCCCUGACGCCAUAUUUCCUCGAAGCACAGGUCGAGAUCCAAAACCGCAUGCUUGCAAACUAUUACACAGUCCUUCACACUUAUUGUGCAGAAGAGGGAUUCCCCUCCCCGCCACCAGACAUGGAACAAGUUGUCCAAGAUUGGGAGUUUGCCUUCAAACCUGUGCAAACUGAAAUAGAAAACUUCGGCUCCCUGACCAUUGGCAAGGCCAUGCGUCGAGCUGCAGCCGAGCACGACAAUAAGAAACGCCCUUCAAUUGGAAGCCGCGCUCCUAGCAAUGCCUCAUCGACCUCGCUCCCGUCUUACCGCCGAGGCUCACAAACACCAGGAUCGUCGGCCCAGACACCCUGUGUACCAGAAUAUCCUCCCUCUCCGCCCCUGUCAACGCUCAGUCACAAGAGCAGCGCAAUUCCCGUUGGAAACGCCGCAGGAUCUAAGCCCCUCGCAACGGGCGGUGACUACUUCGAGCCCCCUCGUCCUACAUUCAUGCCAACCCCACAAGCCACUCCCAUUUCAUCAGGAGUGGUCAGAUCACCUGCCGGCCCCAAUGUAGACUCUUUCCAGGCCAAGGUAUCACCCAUGGCUGCCGCCAUAGGGAAGAAAAAACCCCCGCCACCACCGCCGUCAUCCCGUCCAGUGUUUGUCACGGCGCUGUAUGACUUUGACGGACAGGGGAAUGGCGAUCUGAGUUUCCGGGAAGGUGACCGCAUCCGCGUCGUGCGGAAGACCGAUAGCACGGAUGACUGGUGGGAAGGCGAGCUGAGAGGACAGAAGGGACCUUUCCCUGCCAACUACGUUGAGUAG
This is a messenger RNA of Penicillium roqueforti, 1416 nucleotides long. RefSeq names its product BAR and SH3 domain-containing protein. The record is from RefSeq and is a predicted model, not a curated record. The coding region runs from base 1 to 1416 and encodes 471 amino acids. Gene Ontology annotation, cellular component: actin cortical patch; medial cortex; Rvs161p-Rvs167p complex. Gene Ontology annotation, biological process: endocytosis; plasma membrane tubulation; actin cortical patch localization. Gene Ontology annotation, molecular function: protein binding; lipid binding. NCBI's taxonomy places the organism in Eukaryota, Fungi, Ascomycota, Eurotiomycetes, Eurotiales, Aspergillaceae. The transcript is spliced from 4 exons.